Messenger RNA from Nicotiana attenuata, 333 nucleotides. RefSeq names its product protein FAM98B-like. The record is from RefSeq and is a predicted model, not a curated record. Bases 1 to 333 code for a protein of 110 amino acids. The transcript has a single exon. NCBI's taxonomy places the organism in Eukaryota, Viridiplantae, Streptophyta, Magnoliopsida, Solanales, Solanaceae.
AUGAAACCAUAUGCUAUUGCUCUCAUACUCUUUGGCUCUAAUAUAGCCUUGUUUUUUAUUAUGAUUUUCCUUUGCAACGUUUUCCGAAAGACAAGCCACCAUGUAACUGCUGGUUCUUCGCCUCCUCCUCCUCAUUUACAAGUGAACCGUGAUGCUGAAAAGGGUGGAAUUACACCCAAGAACACAACAAGAGCUGCUGUUAUCACUAGUGCUUACAGUAGUGGUGGUGGUGGUGGCGGCGGCAGAGGAGGGAUAAGCAGCAGCAGUUGGGGUGGAGGUGGUGGCUGUGGCGGUGGAGGCGGUGGUUGUGGUGGCGGUGGUGGUGGAUGCUGA